GCGCAUUUCAACGGCUGAGUUACGACAUUAAUAACUGGCGGAAUAAUCGAACAAUUAACUGAAAGAAGCCUUCUGAUACCCUGUGUAGAAUGUGGUAGAAAUGGCUAUUGGUGUUCAUUUAACAAGAUUGGUGUAUAGAUACUAACACAACAGCGUUCUAUAUUGAAAAUGACUGUCCCAUCUCCAUACGACGAUAACCAACAACCACAGUUUGAUUUCGAAGAAGAGUAUGAAGAACUGAAUGCUCAACUGGAUGCAUUGUCAAGAUGUUUAGAUAUAUUAGAAGCAAAAGGUAAAAAAGUAUGCGACGAAGCUAAGCGUCUUGUUAUUGAAUACAGAAGUCAAAACUAUGAAACAUCAUCUUGAAUUAUUUUCAACAUAAACUCACCACAUAAAUAUUCUACGUAUUUCUUUUUCAUUCAUAACACUUAAUUUCUCGAAAAAUACUUUAAUUGUAAUUGAUUUUUUUAUUUGAUUUGUCGAAUAACCGGUUUCAUUAUGUUGCAAUACUUUUAUUUACACAUCUUCAAGUGAUUAAUGAAGUUUUAUUAGACGGUUAUUCAUACUAAUUAUAUAAUAUGUACCUCAGACUUCUUAUAUGUACUGUUUUAUUAACUGGCAAAGUGAACUAACGACUAUAUAGGUAGAUGAAUAUGCAAUUUUCAAUACGAAUUAUGCUAUCAUAUUCGAGACAUUUUGUUGUUUAUUCAAAUUUGAAGAUAAUGAUUUUCAGCGAUAAUAAUAAUUAUUAUACGGAAACCGGGAAUUGAAUUAAAUUCACUUCACUAUUGGUAAGCAUCACUUAUACUAUGGAACUUGAUGACAAACAUAGAUUUGAAUCCAUCAUCAUUAUCGAUUCAUCUAAUCUGAUGAUGUGUUUUAAUGAAAUUACGGAACAACAACAACCCUUAGAUAAGUGAGUAUCCAAACUAAACUUGAUAAUAAUAUUUGGUGCUAUUGGAGUAGAAACUUACAAUUUUUAAAGUAUUACACUUAAAGUCAACAAAUUGAAAUAAACAGUAUUUUGUAUUUGCUUAUAUAUAUAUAUAUAUAUAUAUAUAUAUA
Molecule: messenger RNA, 1065 nt
Organism: Schistosoma spindalis
Lineage: Eukaryota; Metazoa; Platyhelminthes; Trematoda; Strigeidida; Schistosomatidae
Source: the annotation of a GenBank genome assembly